GGCUCCUGUCACGCAGGCGCACGGCGGCCCGGCGCGGGACGAGAGGAGGCAACGGCUGUGUGGCCUGCGGGCGCGCGCUCCCUUACCGGCCAACGGACGCGAGGCGCGCGCCAUGGAACAACGGUUAGCUGAGUUUCGGGCCGCGCGGAAACGGGCGGGUCUGACAGCCCAACCCAGCGCUGCCAGUCAGGGCGCACAAACCCCAGGAGAGAAGGCGGAAGCAGCAGCGACUCUAAAGGCAGCCUCGGGGUGGCUAAAGCGGUUCCUGGUAUGGAAACCUAGGCCCGCGAGUGCCCGAGCCCAGCCCGGCCUGAUUCAGGAAGCGCCGCAGCCCCAGGGCAGCACAUCACGGCCACCAUGGAACAUAGCCAUUCCUCUACCAUCAUGCUGGGACCAGUCUUUCCUGACCAAUAUCACCUUCUUGAAGGUUCUUCUCUGGUUGGUCCUGCUGGGAUUGUUUGUGGAACUGGAAUUUGGCCUGGCAUAUUUUGUCCUGUCCUUGUUCUAUUGGCUGUACGUCGGGACACGAGGCCCUGAAGAGAAGAAGGAGGGAGAGAAGAGCGCCUACUCUGUGUUCAAUCCGGGCUGCGAAGCCAUCCAGGGCACCCUGACUGCAGAGCAGUUGGAGCGCGAGUUACAGUUGAGACCCCUGGCAGGGAGAUAGGACCCAGCUGUGCCAUCAUGCAGCUAACUUCUGAUGUCUUCCUCACCACUGGCUAUGGAUUUGAUUUCAGGUGUAUAGGACUAAAGGCAGCUUGCAGGUUAGCUCUGUGACUGCAUGGUUCUUCUACAUUCUUUCCCUGAUCUUUUGCUGCCAUUUGAUCUUUGAAUUUCUCUUUAGUGUUGGUGAAACUCUCUAAAGUACAUUCACUGUGGGUCCGAUGCAAUUUAUAAAAAUUAUGUACUCAAGAAGGGAGACCUGUUUGUCUCAUUUCUCAUCUGUUUGGGGGAUGAUUUUAGAGCACUAGAAAGGCACUGGGAAGAUUCUCAGCUUAAAACAUCCAGCCAUUUGAAGUAAUGAUUAGGUACAUCAGGGCUGCAUUGUAAAUGUUCUCUUUAAGUCUUUUAACAUUUAUAGCAAUUUUUUUUUUCCCAGAAAGUUUAGGUUGCAUGUUUUGGGUUUCUUGUUUGUUUUUGUUUUGCUUCCUGCUUUAAUUCUUUCAUUUUCAGUCAUUACUGGUAUUGAAAAAUAAAAUAUCUUUAAAACAUCUCUUCAGAAAUAGGUCCCUCUUCAUUGCCCAUCACCAUCUUCCACUCUCUAUUAUUUUGUCACCACUCAGUAAAGGAAGGUAGGAAGAGACAAAGGACUAAGUGCAGGUGUGGGGAGGGAUUUCACAAGUGGUUAUUAAUAGCCAGUUCAGCAAGAAGUAUUGAGUGUGUACAAAGGGGAGGGCUGGAAAUGUAACUCCAGACCUGUUGGCUGCUUGAGUUGUUUCUUAUAUUCUAAGGCAUAUAGAAUAUAAGAAGUCCCCAACCUUUUUGGCACCAGGGACCAGUUUUGUGGAAGACAGUUUUUCCAUGGAUGGGGUGGUGGUGGAGGUGGUUUCCGGAUGAAACUUCCACCUCAGAUCAUCACGCAUUAGAGUCUCAUAAGGAGCACGCAGCCUAGAUCCCUCGCAUGUGCAGUUCACAAUAGGGUUCUAAGGGCUUUAGAGUAAGCAGCCUUUUCAUCUGUGGGCCUCUGGUGAGAAAUUCUGUAAACAGUGAUAAUCAGGCUGGAUUUUAAUGUUCCUUCCUCUUCCAGUACGAUGUUAGAGUUUGGGUUCGUUAAAAUCAGGCAGACUCCCAUUGGGUUGGGGCUUCUCUCAUUAAUUCCAUUUUGUGGCUAACUUCAUGGUGUUUCAGCCCUUGUUGAAAAUUCUUCUGAUAUGUGUUGCUCUUCCUCACAGCCCUUUGCCCAUUGGGAGUCUGGCUAUUCCUCAGAGCCAUCCAGUCAAGCAGAUGGUCCGUUCUAGCUCACAGAAAAGUCUUUUCUUCCAUGAUUUCUGUCUGAACUGGACAUGUAGAGAGUAUGGGAAACAGAUGAAUCCCUAUUAAACAUGAAGUUUUGAUUGUAUUUAAG
Mandrillus leucophaeus (drill) is the source of this 2062-nucleotide messenger RNA. RefSeq names its product SAYSVFN motif domain containing 1 (gene SAYSD1). Lineage: Eukaryota; Metazoa; Chordata; Mammalia; Primates; Cercopithecidae. The record is from RefSeq and is a predicted model, not a curated record. Bases 113 to 664 code for a protein of 183 amino acids. The transcript is spliced from 2 exons.